Molecule: messenger RNA, 357 nt
Organism: Colletotrichum siamense
Lineage: Eukaryota; Fungi; Ascomycota; Sordariomycetes; Glomerellales; Glomerellaceae
Exons: 2
Coding region: 1-357 (118 amino acids)
Source: RefSeq, a predicted model, not a curated record
AUGUUCGCCCGGACCAUCGUUAUUCUUGCACUCGGCGCUCUCGCCUCCGCCCAAACACUCACGGGCUUCCCCGAGAGCAUUUCUUGCAAGCAGAAUUCCGGGGGAAACGCCAGCGUUUCCAAAGCCGAGAUGAAGGCAGCCAUCGUUGGCCCUAAGGGUUUCAAAGAAGACGAUUCUGCGGCCAACGUCGCCUCAGGGAAAUGUUCGAGCCUUUCCGGCAUCCCACUAUUCACGGUUGGAGCUGCGAACAAGGCCAACGUUGGAUUCGCAUACGAUAAAGCGAAGGAUACUUACCACUUCUGCUUCGCACAGGGUGCGGUUGAUGACGCCACUGGCUACCCUUCUCAAUGCACCUAG